CUUUUCUUCCCUUAAAAAAAGUUAUCGCAGUCAUUCUUUUUUCCGUCUUGUAGUACUGCGAAUCUACUUGAAAUCGCUUAGGUAGCAGACGAUAAUAAAACGACCGAGGAUUAGAAUAAGGAGAAAGAGAAGGGGGAGAGAUAGAAAGGAUAAGUGGAUUUUUAUCUACCUUCGACAGGAGGGUCCGAAAAACAGUAGAAAAAGAGAUGUCCAACCCGGACUUGUACAUUACAGAAUCGUGUGUUCCGGUCUUUUGGAACUGCUCUGCGGGGACACAACUCAUUGAUCCCUGCUCCUGUUUCCAGUAUUAUGAGUGCAGAGGUCAUGGAAAUGGCGUCGUAGAGCGGAAGUGCGCGCCCGGUACUGCGUACAACCACGAGAGCAAGAACUGUAUGAAAGAACUGGAUGUGUUGAGAACGCAGUGUCCGCGAAAUGAACCCUGGGACAGAUGUGGACUGAACGGUACUCAGAAAGAUAUUCUUGCUCAAAGAUGUUCAAAUUACACAUUAAGCAUCAUAACCACAACGACAUCAAAUCCCGUGACGAAGCCGGGGACAGCUGGGCCGGACGGAAACGAGGUCGGGAUCAUUUUGGGCGGACUAUUCGGCGGAUUGUUCGUUGUUGUUGUCGCCAUCUUAAUUGCCGUAUUGUUUCAUCGCCAUCGAGCAAAAACGAAAUCAAAACUGACAAAGAAGCGAUCCGUUCAGAAUCCGGAAUAUAAUUUUCAGCCUGAGCCAUCUUUUGAAUCAACCCCGGAGGAUGAAGAAACAUAUCACGUGAUUGAUGAUAAUAUGAAUCAUCCAACGUAUAAUAGUGACUCGGUUACCGUAAAGCCACCGUCCUUACCACAUCGAGACUCUGCUGGAGACACCAUUGGCGGAUCACACAAAAUGGGGAAUGUGAACAAUAAUUUGCAUAAUAGUGACACGUUAUCCUCACAGCGUGAACCAAUCAACUUUCAUUCUGGAACUGGUAGUAUGAACAAAAAUGGCAACGCUGUCAGUCUGUCUGACGAACCCGAAACUUCGAAUUACAUUACAAUCUUUCCGAGUGAAAAUUCGGAUGAAAACGAGACUACACCGGAAGUGUUUGAGGAAGAAACACCAUACGAUAAUUCACUUGUAACCAGAUCUGUCACAAAUGGGGAAAAUACCAAGAUUUAGUGAUAACCUUGUGAUCAGUACAAUUAUAUUUCUUUACUUUUGACUGAUAUUAUAUGUGUAUGAUAUUAUCUUUCUUAGGCAUGUUAGGAGCGAGCGAGAGAGCAAAAGAGAGAGAGACAGAGAGUACGAUAUGCUAUCUUUGGUGCAAAUACAUGCGUCUUGCCAUGUUACCAUCAUAAUAAAAAUAUGUUUUAUUUCUUCUACAAUUACAAAGGUCAACAUUCCCUUUUUAAUUGAUAAUACAUGUAGCUUUACUGUGACCCGACCUGCUUAUCAGGAUC
This is a messenger RNA of Saccostrea cuccullata (small rock oyster), 1444 nucleotides long. RefSeq lists its product as uncharacterized. Lineage: Eukaryota; Metazoa; Mollusca; Bivalvia; Ostreida; Ostreidae. The record is from RefSeq and is a predicted model, not a curated record. Gene Ontology annotation, cellular component: extracellular region. Bases 207 to 1163 code for a protein of 318 amino acids. Gene Ontology annotation, molecular function: chitin binding. The transcript is spliced from 6 exons.